AUGGACAACCCAGGGUCUUUCAAGGAGUACGUUUUUGCUCCAGGCGUGCCUGCACCAUGCGUUGCUGGCAAGCAGCAGUGGACCGGCUACCAAUACCCGGGCAUUAUCACCAAGCAUCCCACUGGCACUGAGGAUUACUCAAUCAGGGGCAAGUUCAAGGUCCCUGUCAACCUGCACAUUGGCAACAUCGGUCUGGUCCCCGACACCAACAUGGCCGUCAACAGUAUUCCGCCCAUGAAAACAGGCGGUAACAUGGACAACCGCCGUAUCGGCAAGGGCGCCACCCUGUACCUGCCAGUCGAGAAUGCCGGGGCCCUCCUCAUGAUGGGUGAUGCUCAUGUUGCACAAGGUGACUCGGAGCUGGAUGGCACUGGGGCGUACAAAAAUGCUCGUGACUGGCUGAUGCGCUUCAAGGGGCUCACUGAAGACCAGGCCAUCACCCUGCUGACUGUAGCUGGCGAUUUCGCCAUCACCCAGGUCGUCGACGGCAACUGGGGUGUGCACGUGGUCAUCCCCAAGUAUGUCUUCAGCAACCCCAAGGCUGCAUUCAAGCCUGCAACCAAGUGUGGCUCAUCUCUGCCAGCGUAA
This is a messenger RNA of Monoraphidium neglectum, 588 nucleotides long. RefSeq names its product acetamidase/formamidase. The record is from RefSeq and is a predicted model, not a curated record. The transcript has 7 exons. NCBI's taxonomy places the organism in Eukaryota, Viridiplantae, Chlorophyta, Chlorophyceae, Sphaeropleales, Selenastraceae. Gene Ontology annotation, molecular function: hydrolase activity, acting on carbon-nitrogen (but not peptide) bonds, in linear amides. The coding region runs from base 1 to 588 and encodes 195 amino acids.